Messenger RNA from Sorghum bicolor (sorghum), 799 nucleotides. RefSeq lists its product as uncharacterized. Lineage: Eukaryota; Viridiplantae; Streptophyta; Magnoliopsida; Poales; Poaceae. Bases 37 to 600 code for a protein of 187 amino acids. The transcript is spliced from 3 exons. The record is from RefSeq and is a predicted model, not a curated record.
CACAGCGCCGCCUACGGCCGGUACCUCGGAGUCAGGAUGGACUACGACGACGCGCCGCAGGAAGGCCACCCCGUCGGCGUCGUCCGCGUGGUCCAGUGCGUGUACAACACGCCGCUGCAGCCCGGCAUCAUGUGGGAGGUGCUCGGCGCGGCGGACGGGGGUGGGGGCGUGUUGCUGCGCCAACCAGUCAAUCAAGAACCAAACGAGCAACUCGCGUUGCAUUACACUGUUGAGGUGAUCCCCCCCAGACCUGCGCCGCCACAGCUUCCGGAUCAAACUCCGAACGGUGUCGCGCCAGUGCUGCUGAGACGGAUGAUACGCUACAUCCGGGCAGACAACUCCGGCAUCUUUAUCUUGGCCAGACGGGGAACGCUCCAGUUCGAUGGAAGGUCCUUGCAUUUCCUGAUAGGCGAACUGGCGAACGAACUCGAUGAUAACUUCAACAAUAUCACGCUGUGCGCGAGGGCCGGCUUCCUUGGGCGAGUCACACCUCUAGUUGUCGAUCUUCCUCUCAGCGAGGAAACCAUGGACAUUGUUGUCUUGACCACCGGGUCAGCAGCGGCAAUGGAAUUGCAGCACCCAGAUAUUGAUGCAGCGUAGCAGAAUGUGGGAGCAAGCAGACUGCUGACAAUAGCAUUGGGAUGAGAAUAGGCCGCACUUCUCAGGAACAAACUUGUUUUUUUGGUUUGAUGUGUUGUGCUGACUUCAGGAGGUUUGAAUUGUGUAUCAAGAUUCAGAACUUACAAUGUGUGAGUGUUAUGUGGAAAUAAUGCUUGAACAGUGCAUAAACUCAAAUCGA